Molecule: messenger RNA, 1395 nt
Organism: Acanthopagrus latus (yellowfin seabream)
Lineage: Eukaryota; Metazoa; Chordata; Actinopteri; Spariformes; Sparidae
Gene: il12bb
Product: interleukin 12B, b
Exons: 9
Coding region: 210-1184 (324 amino acids)
Molecular function (GO): protein binding
Source: RefSeq, a predicted model, not a curated record
GGAUCACGAUUUCAUGUCAUCACACUCUCAGGUAAUAAAUCCCACACACAAACUUCCUCUAUGUGUCGAGGGGUUUUUCGACCUUCUGCUUCUGGGCUGCAUAUAAACAAGUUCUGCAGACGACCUGAACUCACACUCAGCGCCGGCGUCUCACCUCUCAACAAGUCAGAGCUCAGUGUGUGUUCUUUGGAUCCCGUCCAGCUGUCAAGAUGCUCUCGCUGCUCCUCGUGCUCCUGUGCGCCUCGCUGUGCAGCGCCUCCUCUGACAGCAGCCAGCACCAGAUAGAGACCCUGAUGGAUAACGUUCUGGUCCUGAGGUUGCCUAACGAAGAAGGCAGCAUGGUGUUCGUCCCUCUGACCUGCGGAGAAGCUUAUCAGAACCAGCCUGUGACCUGGAAGAAGAACGGUGUGGAGGUUCCAGCUCUGCAGGGGAAUCAGGUGAAGGUCCCGGUGGAGGAGAUGAAUGGGGGAAACUACACCUGUCACCUCGGCCCAGACGGAGAAUACCUCAACCACACUGUGAUCAUGAUCCAGGUGGAGAACAGGACUGUCAUACUGAAAGAAAAAUCCCCUCAGGAAGGUCACAUCCGCUGCUCAGCACCCAACUAUUCAGGCUCCUUCCAGUGCAGCUGGACCAAAGCUCAGUACCGAUCCGACGCCGCCGUGCUCCUGGUGAAGGCAGAACGUCAUUUGGAGAACAUUCCCUGUGUGGUGGCUGCUGACGGGUCCAGCAUUCAGUGCCAGGACGCCAGCUGCCCGUUCAAAGAGGAGCAGCACCGCAUCGCCCUCAGCAUCUACAUCUACAGCUACUCUCGCCUGGAGGAAUAUACAGAGACCUUCUACCUGAGAGACAUCGUGAGGCCAGAAAACCUCCAGAACCUGCAGAUCACUGAUGGGAAGGAGUUCAGCUGGAGCUACCCCGACUCCUGGGAGAAGCCCUGCAGUUUCUUCAGCCUGCAGUUUCAGGUCAAGGUGGUCCACAACGACGACACGUGUCACAGCGACAGGCACAUACGGCUCCACGACACUGACGACAACAAGUUUGAGAUCGACUUCAAAACCAAGAGGUACAUCAUCUGCGUGCGAGCUCAGGACAAGCACACCAGAGGGCCGUUCGGACCCUGGAGCUACUGCUCAGUGAACAGAAACACCGUGAACUGCUCCUUCCUCAAACUGCAGCCAUGAAGGAAGGAAGAACACAAAGAUGGAAGAAAAAUAUUUUUAUAUUUUCCUGUACAGUAUUUAUUGAUGAUCUUUAAAACAUCUGUUUCAAAUCUGUUCCCAACUCCCUCAAAUCCUUUGUAACUCUGAUUUUUCUCAAUAAAUUUAAUAAAUGGUUUAUUUACUGCAGCUUUUGGCAUUUUGGUUCAUUAUGAUGAAAUGCUUCAACACUGUA